UACAUGCGCAAACCGGAAGAAGGUGAAAAGUAGGCAAGGGUGAGCUUUUUUCCCCCCAUAUCUUUUGUGAAGACGACUUUAUUUUCUCCAACGUGCGCAUCGUUUAUGACGUGUUUACAUGUUUGUGUUAGUAAAUAUGUAUUUGUUCUAAAUACUGUUUUCGGUUUGAGCAAAUUAACUCAGCAUGGAUUGUGGACUAGCUUCAGCAUGUAGCUAACGUAAGCAUACCUAGCUAGCAGUCAAAUCUACACAACCUGCGACAUAUAUAUUAGAACAACGUUAUGUACUAAAUACGGUAACUAAUUAGCGAGCCAUUAGAAAGAGGGUGUUUUCAUAUCACCAAUCUCAAUGGUUGGAGGUUUGUUUGAAAGAAGAGUAGUAGUAGUUAGCUACUAGCUAGGGCGUUAGUGCGGCUUGCUAACGCUAAACCAAAGAUUAUGGUUGAGCCUCCUGAGGAACGCGCGUUAACGUCCUGCCAGGACUCCUGGAUCUGAGCUAGCUGCUAGCUACUGUAGCUUCCAUACUAUCACAAAUACUGCAUUGACAUAGCCCUAUGCUUGGUAUUUCCUAACCUGAAUGUUAAUAGCUAAUGUGCACACCAUGCAUUAUUGUCAAACUAAUACGUCACAUCUUCUUCUUUCGCCAGUUAGUAUUGACUGUCCCUGUUGGCAUUACCCACUCCCAAUACUACUACAUAGACUUGACCAGACUAAACAAGUAAGUGGAAAUAUUUUGCUUUCCCAAAAAAAAUGUAUCCAGUUAUGCAUAAGCAACAUUUCCACCAGGUCUUCCCACAUGUAGGCAUGUUCAUGAACACCUACCACAGCUUUGAUUGUCAUUAACUGUGUAAACUUCCCCUGCUGUCUUCUUUGCAGUGGCUUACAGGAGAGACAGAAACAUAAGGGAUGUCUAUGAGGAACGCUUCCUACCAGACAGAGCGGUGAGUGUUUUUUUCGGUGGACAAUGUUGUUCGGUUUAUAUAUUUAUAAUUGUACUCAUUUACUUUCCAUUAUAAUACUUAACAGAACCUAGCUGAGGAAUGCUCAACUCCGUUCUCUUAUAUCGAGGUGGAGUUGAGUAUUGUUAACUGGUCACUGCUGAAAUUCAUAAUUUUAAUAAAAACUUUUAUCGAAUACAACCAUUUACUUUUUCCUAAUUUGGGUUCUGGUGGCCUUGAAGUACUACGUCAGCUGAGAUUCAACUGGCACAAAAGUUGAGCAACACAAAUGAGGAAAAAGUAUAUGGUUGUAUUCAAUAAAAGUUUUGAUUAAAAGUAUGAACUUCCGCACCUGCAGUUGUACAGGUAAGCGUUUUCAGAAUGUACAUUUGUGCAAGUAUCGACUGAUGGUGCCUCAAUGUCGUUGCUAGCAAAUCGCGCGACUAGUUAUCAAUACUCAACUCCGCCUUGAUAUAAGAGAAAAGAGUUGAGCGUUCCUGAGCUCCACAGAACUGUGUUUUGUUUCCAUCCUGAAAAUUACAUGAGUUCUAUGAUUGACUGAACAUUUAUUUACAUGAUUUUUCUUAAAUAAUAAUAGUAAAUAGCUUUCUAGAGGACAUAAACCUAAUCUUGUUUCUCUUUAUCUUCUUGUAAAUCAUUGUAGGCCCCAUAUCCCAGAUCAGCUGGAGCAGGGCCUGUAGAGAGGAGGCCGGCUGGUUUUGGAAGGCCAGACGAGGAGUACAAUCGAGGGUUUGAGUACGACGGGCCUCGCUUUUAUCCAAAUGGAGGCCCUCGAGGUUACCAUGGCGAGGAUCAAGGAGGCUACCGUGGCGACAGCAUUCAUUUCCCUAACGAGCGCAGAGGUGUUCCACCUUCCCGGAGAGUAAGUGGCUUGUUGUCAUACAAUGAAUAAACCCUUACUGUACACGCACAAUUAAGCCUUAUGCCAAGGAAACAUAAUAUUCCAUUUCCAUUUAGUCAUUUAGCAGACACUCUUAUCCAGAGCGACUUACAGUUAGUGCAUACAUUAUUUUUUUUAUACUGGCCCCCCGUAAUAUCUGCACAUCAAUGUACUGUACAUGCUGGUUUUACAAGCACAAAAGAAUGUGCCCCAUAUCGGUUGCAUUAGUAUGAUUUGAGAAGCUGCAAGAAAUAUUUAUCUUACAGUAGAAUGUGUACACCACAAUGGAAGUGCUUCUACAUCUUCAUUGCUUGCUCUUUGGGGUUUUAGGCUGGGUUUCUGUAUAAGCACUUUGUGACAUCUGCUGAUGUAAAAAAGGCUUUAUAAAUACAUUUGAUUGAAGUACUGAAUUUAGAUCAGAGUACAGUCAAUGCUAAAGUUAUAGGGUAUAUGAUUAUAGUACAGCUAGAAAUCCAUUCUAUUCACCGCAAACUGUAUGAGAAUGAGUUUAUUUCAACCUCUAACGACACUUGGUGUUCAGAUAAAGAAUUACAUGUUGAAAACAUUUACAGUUGAAUAGAAGAUGCUCUGUCAAUCACUUUCAUUGGUGCACACAGAGGAUUGGAAAAUAAUAUUUUAGAAAAUACUGUCUAAUAAACAACAGUUUGUUUUUCAAGAUGGGACACCUAUAGAUAUGUUGUUCAGUACUGCCAGCCCCCCAUGUAGUAGCAGGUUCAUUUCAAACAAUAAAAUAAAUUCCCUGCGUCUGUCUUCUAGCCGGAGGAGCCAUACCCCUACCCCGGUAGAGCGCCCCCUAGAGAGGACCCCCACUCAGGACGGCAGAUGGAGUUCAGGUAGGCACAACUGUCUCACACACACCUGGAUAUUUGUUUUGAAACUUUCAUCAGGAGAAUUGGAGCUUCAUCUUCAAGUAGUCUAACCUUGUAUAACCACUGUUCUGUUUCACUACAAGUAGCUCUCCUGACCCCCCCAAUGAAUGCUCUGUCAUUAUCUAAGUGACCAGAGGAUGGCAUUGUUGCUCCACUUGUUUACCAUGACAACCAGUCUUUUUGACAUAGCCUUCCCAAUCAGCCCUGUAGACUGAAGCCCAUGUCAUGUCUGUACUGAUUUGAACCCAGGUCUGGCCCACAUCGGCCACCGUCCACCUCCCUGCUCAUAUAGCUCUCUCCUGGGACUGGGAGAGAAACACAGAAACACCUCAGGGUCGACUGCUGCCGCUCUGCUUUCACACCACGCCACACCUGGGUUCAAAUGGUAUUUGAAAUCAUUUCAAAUAUAUUAUCUGGGCUUGAUUGAGCCUUGCCUGGCUUAAUGACUGCAUAAAAUAGUCCCAAAACAGCAAACCCCGCCCAUCUGGCAAUCCAUGCAGACUAGAGCAAACACUGAAAAGAUUUCAAAUGGUAGUUGAACCCAGGUCUGCACCACAAUGAGCGUACCAUUCCUUGUGGCAGCCCGGGGUCGCCUACUGGUCUUUAAAACCCUACCUAUCAGUGUCACUCUGCGUCUGGUAUAACCUGACAUGAUGGAGGUGAAGGAAGGUACAGGGAUAACGAUGGUGUCUACUGAGUCACCCUCCGGACAGCACCAACACUAUGAAACAGGACAUGGGUCUGGUCACAACUGUAUAAGGCAGUCACUACACUACAACAUUGGCCAGAGUGUGGCUGAGCAGGGUUCUGUGACUGUCCCGGGGCCAGGAGAGGUACAUGCGUGCAGCAGCAGCACUCACCUGUUUAUUUUAAGGGCCAGGUGUUCAAGGCUGUAGGUUUUUAUUCUCCUACGUUCUUCAGUUCCUCAGGUGAAGUAAUAGAGAGAGUAAUUACUGUGAUAAAUCAAGUCAGUGUUGAGAGGUUAUGAUAGUCACACGCCCCGAGGCCCACUGCAAUCCGGUUAGUUAGGUCAGGUCUGGCUGUAUGUUGUUAUUUGUCUUGGCGUAUUUACCUGUAGCGACAGUGUAAAGUUUAGGACGCACACAUAAAGGGACUGAGAGAUUGCUUAGUCUGAUGCAACCUGAAGUUGAUUGAUGUUCAAACUGUAUUUCUCAUACAAUUGCACUCUUGACCUGAACUACAAUCAACAGGAAUGAACUCAUUAGAUUGAGUCCUCCUUUUAAUGAUCACUGAUAAAGUACAUUCAGGUAGUGAUUUUGAAGUAUGUUCAGGCAUUCUACAGGAUUUGAAGACCGCUAUGUGUAGAAUACACUAACCCCAGGUUUAAGAAGGAGAGCAACCACCUUACUUAAUCAACACAGCAGAAAUUUAAGAAAAUAUGUUCUACUUUAACAACUGUCUCUAAUUCAAGACCUAGACUAUUCAUUUCACACCGUUGGUCAGUUUAGUCAGUUAGAGCCCACUGUUAAACAGCCAGGGGCCAUUGUUACAGUUCAGAAGUGGGAGGUUAAAGUAGCAGGCUAAUAUUUAGGGGUAACAUCGGCAGUAAAGACUGACAUGUGGUAAUUUGCUUUGUGUACGGAUAGGGUCAGACGAGGUCAUGUACCCUUCAAACAACACCCUGUGUGCGUCCCAAAUGGCACCCGUUCCCCUUUAUAGUGCACUACUUUUGACCAGAGCCCACAGUGCACUAUGUAGGGAAUAGGGUGCCAUUUGGGACGCAUCCCCAGGGUCAUUAAAGUUUUGUGAGGUCGGUCACUCCAAGCUGCUGGUUGGUUGGAGGACGGGGGGGGGAAGAGGACCAGGGUUCAGGCUGGGGUUGCUAAGACCAGGUGCCUUUAAUUAGUUUAUACCCUCGCCUGCCCCUCCUGCCCCUGGGCCUGCCUGCCUGGCUGGGUCGGUCUACAGCCUGCCGUAUAAGAGGCACAUAAUCAGCGAGCACCAAACCAGAGGGGAUCAACAUUCACAACAGGAGAGGAGAGAGAGGGCUGGAGGGUAAACUAAUGUUAAUGGUUUUACUGCUGCUAACACAGAUGUGUGUUUAGGAAGAUGAAACUACUAGGGCUUAGCCUUCGCACAGAGAGCAAUGGUAGAGUUUUAACAGAGCAAUUAAAACCAGUUGAAAAUACCAUUUAGCCUGAAGAUAUUUAGAUAAAUAUGUAGUUGGUUAGGUUUCUGUCCCAAUAUAUUUUGGAAGAAGCAUUGAUUCAUAAUGGGAUUUUCUUGUGCAUUUUCAGUCCUAAUAUGUAGCAGCACUUUUCCUCAUUUUACAAUUCCAGACCUGAAAGGAGAUAUACAAAUUCUUCAGGUUUUGGGCUCAGAUUGCGACCAGGGUGGUGUUCUGUUGAUGUGGUAUUUCGUCUCUACGGUACCUCAUCUUAAUGCCAUCUACCUUGGCCCGGUGCUCCCCUGUCUAGGAGUCCGUCUCACUGGUCUAAAACCUUCACCCCUACGACCCCGGGGUCCCCCCUCUCUCCACCCCUCUGUCCGUGUCUGUCCUGUCAGCACUACAGGCUCCAGUGCUGAUCCACCGUGGCCAGGGGAAGACUUAUCUAAAUAAACCCUUAAACAUCUUGACAGGAGUGUCUAGUGCCCUGUGACGGCCCCUUCUUAACCCAGAUGUAGCAGAAGGUGGAGAUCAGCAGUGGACCAACAGAGAAGGUUCAUGGUUGCUCUGAGUGGAGUGGUGCUACUGGAUACUGACUAGUGCUCAGUGCCUGCGGUCAAAUGACAGUUGAAGCCGUCUUGUUGAGCAGUCCCUCUAAAAUCACGUCUGCUCGCUCUGACACAGUGCAGAUGGAAAGCUUUGAUGAACAGCAGAUGUAGGCUAGUGGCCAAGACUCCCAAGACAUUCCCCUCCUACCUUUUUAUAUACCAGGAUUGCAAAGUGGUUGUGACCUUUGGUUAAGAAAUAGUCUACUGCUUCCACUAAUGUACUGUUUUAAACCUCUUAGUUUACCAUAGUCCUUUUAAAUUGCCAAGUACCUCCAGUAUUAAACCUGAUUUGUACAGUCUGCUGUUGAGAUGUGGUCCUUGAUGUGUGAUUGUCUUUCCACCCAGAAGCAGUGGCCGUGCAGCGCCCCCACCCCCCAGUGUCAGGGCUCAGGGGAUGUACCCUGCACCCCGCUCCCUGUCUGCGGUGGUCCCAGAGGGGGGGGAUGAUACCCUGAUGCAGGCCAUCCUCAACCUGGACAGAGGGUACGUAUCUAUCUGGUGGUGGUACUGUCCAUUACUAACUGGACAGAGGGUAUGUAUCUGUCUGGUGGUACUGUCCAUUACUAACUGGACAGAGGGUAUGUAUCUAUCUGGUGGUGGUACUGUCCAUUACUAACUGGACAGAGGGUAUGUAUCUGUCUGGUGGUACUGUCCAUUACUAACUGGACAGAGGGUACGUAUCUAUCUGGUGGUGGUACUAUCCAUUACUAACUGGACAGAGGGUACGUAUCUAUCUGGUGGUGGUACUAUCCAUUACUAACUGGACAGAGGGUACGUAUCUAUCUGGUGGUGGUACUAUCCAUUACUAACUGGACAGUGGCCCGUCAGGAAGUCCAGGAUCCAGUUGCAGAGGGAAGUGUUCAGUCCCAGGGUCCUUAGCUUGGUGACGAACAUGGAGGGGACAAUGGUGUUGAACGCUGAGCUGUGGUGGUCAGACUCUACCUAUGUAAAGAAGCUGAUCACUCUCUCUGUGUCCUCUAUCUUGUCUUCUGUAAUUUUACCCUUUACCAUCUUUAGUUGAAUGUACUGAUUAUAAGUCACUCUAAGUGACUGAAAUCCCCCUUCCCUCUCACACCUACAGAAGGAAAGGUCCCUUGCCUCCCCUGAGAACAGAUGUCCCCCCCUCCCCCCACAGCCGGUCCGGCUCCACCGUGAGCAGCAGGAGCUACUCUCCAGAUAGAGGCAAGGGUCUCCUCCACCCCGCCCAGCAGAAGAGUAAGUACCUACCCCACCAGUAAUGUUCCUUUUGGGUUGCAUUCAGUUCAGCAGCUUAUGAAGAGCUGGGAUUCCACCUGAACUUGUCCAAUAGACAGACGAUAGCCCUGUGAAUGGACAUUUUGACCCACUGCAUUAUUGGAACCAGGGGGGAAAAUCCUCCCCAUCCUCGGCCUCUGUAGUUGAAUCUUGUCGUCCCCGUCUGAUGAUGUCAUUGGCGCGCUUUUAGGUGUGGACUAUCCUGAAGCGCUCUCUGGUGCCCCUGUGGCUGUGGGGGAGCAGCCCUGUGGUGGGUGGAUCUUCCCCAAACAGGCCCCUGGACAAGUACCCAUGGGUCAGUGGUGCACUGUGCUGUGUUAGAGCCCUAGCUUUAGAAGUCCACUACUCCAUAGUAGCAUGCAGCGUGUAGCAUGUACUACUAACUCUCUUUACGCUUCAUACGGUCCUACCUGAUUCACAAUAUAGGGUCCAACCGGGCCGGCUUGGUUUCACAUCCACCUUAGUCACUGGAACCGUGCUGGAAAGGGCCAUCUGGAGCCAGCAGCGUCCAGUUUGGGUCACCCUAUAGUGUGAAUCAGCCAUAGUUGUGAUUGUCUCUUCCGCUGAAAGAAAGCUUCCCUUGAAGGGCUGAGCAUCACGAUUCUAUUAGUUUUUUGUUUUUUUUUUUCACCUUUAUUUAACCAGGUAAGCCAGUUGUGAACAAGUUCUCAUUUACAACUGCGACCUGCCCAAGAUAAAGCAAAGCAGUGCGAUAAAAACAACAACAACACAGAGUUACAUAUGGGGUAAACAAAAACAAAACGUACAGUCAAUAACACAAUAGAAAAUCUAUAUACAGUGUGUGCAAAUGUAGUAAGUUAUGGAGGUAAGGCAAUAAAUAGGCCAUAGUGCAAAAUAAUUACAAUUUAGUAUUAACACUGGAAUGGUAGAUGUGCAGAAGAUGAUGUGCAAAUAGAGAGACUGGGGUGCAAAUUAGCAAAAUAAAUAACAAUGUAAAUAACAAUAUGGGGAUGAGGUAGUUGGGUGGGCUAAUUACAGAUGGGCUGUGUACAGGUGCAGUGAUCGGUAAGCUGCUCUGACAACUGAUGCUUAAAGUUAGUGAGGGAGAUAAGUGUCUCCAGCUUCAGAGAUUUUUGCAGUUCGUUCCAGUCAUUUGCAGCAGAGAACUGGAAAGAAUGGCGGCCAAAGGAGGUGUUGGCUUUGGGGAUGACCAGUGAGAUAUACCUACUGGAACGCAUACUACGGGUGGGUGUUGCUAUGGUGACCAAUGAUCUAAGAUAAGGCGGGGAUUUGCCUAGAAGUGAUUUAUAGAUGACCUGGAGCCAGUGGGUUUGGCGACAAAUAUGUAGUGAGGGCCAACCAACGAGCGUGUACAGGUCACAAUGGUGGGUAGCAUAUGGGGCUUUGGUGACAAAACGGAUGGCACUGUGAUAGACUACAUCCAAUUUGCCGAGUUGAGUGUUGGAGGCUAUUUUGUUAAUUCAAGGAUCGGUAGGAUAGUUAGUUUUACGAGGGCAUGUUUAGCAGCAUGAGUGAAGGAGGCUUUGUUGCGAAAUAGGAAGCCGAUUCUAGAUUUAACUUUGGAUUGGAGAUGCUUAAUGUGAGUCUGGAAGGAGAGUUUACAGUCUAACCAGACACCUAGGUAUUUGUAGUUGUCCACAUAUUCUAAGUCAGACCCGCCAAGUGUAGUGAUUCUAGUCGGGCGGGCGGGUGCCAGCAGCGUUCGAUUGAAGAGCAUGCAUUUAGUUUUACUAGCGUUUAAGAGCAGUUGGAGGCCACGGAAGGAGUGUUGUAUGGCAUUGAAGCUCGUUUGGAGGUUUGUUAACACAGUGUCCAAUGAAGGGCCAGAUGUAUACAAAACAGCCAUAUUCAUCAUCUAUAGUAGGUCAUUAGUCAACAGGAGCCGUUCCCAGCUAGUCUCAGUGACUGCCAUGUUCUCUUCUCCAUGGUCUCUCAGGGUGUGAAGAGUAUUGUCAGAGCAGGAUCUCUGGUAAGUACAGGGAAGAGAGGAACCGUAGAUGAGUUCUGGAGACUAUAGUGUGUGUUAGUCUAGAGAAUAAACACAUUAACUGUAGCUAUAUCAUGAACUGUAAUGGGUCUGCAGAAUAAAUGCUGGAUUACUGUUAGUUGAUCAUAAGAAUUCUAUCCUGUGUCUUUAAUGACAUGCAAUCGAUCUAUCCAAUGACCUAUUAUGGAGAAAUGGCUAUUUAACUCCUUGAUCUAACACCAAGUCCCACAAGGUUUAACCACUAAGUUUAAUUGAGAUAUAAAAUAAGGUUUAACCGUGAACCAAUGUUCCCACCCAAUGGCUAGCUCAGCCCAUAAUAAAGGAGAUCUAGGUUUGAAGUUUUCUGUGAAGGGCUUUGUCCUGCUGGGUCUGUUUCAGCUGAGGUAACCUGAGAGAGAGCGUUGCUAAUUGGUCGGCUGGCCUGCCCUCUUCACGCUCUCUGCCACUUUGUUAUGGAUCAUAAAAACGCUGGCGGGUCGUGUGUGUAGAGGAAGGAGUAGGGUGUCUACUCUAAUGGAUAUAACUGCUGUGUGGGUAGACAUGUUAGUGUGGGAGAGGGAUGUUACUGGCCACCAUGUUGGCUCUGUCAAACCCCAGUCACUAUUCAAGUAUUCAAUCCAAAGACAAAAACUAAUAUCCUCCACCCACAGGUUCUCUCUCUCUCUUGUCUUUCUCGGUCUCAAUCCCACUUUCACAUUCAGUUAUGGAGUGUUUUUGAUAACAUGGAAAUGAAUUCUGUUCAACCCACAAAGUCGGCCAAAAGGAUUUGACACAGUCACACACAUCCCUCCACUAGAAAUAAUGUAAUUGAAAACAUAUCCACAAUCAGAAUUUCGUUUAGCAAUUUAUCUGAAUAAUGUAACGGUAAAUGAUGAAGAGAUCCUCUUAAUAAAAUAUGGAACCAUCAGGUCAUUUGAAUUUCCACUCUGAGUGUCUGAGCAUGGUCUUUGAAGUGACACAGACAUGGGCCUAUUGGGUAAUUGGCCAUGGCGCCUGGGGUGGUGCCCACUGGGCAUCGAGUGCUGCUUGGGCAUCAAGCCUCUGGCAACACUGAGGUCAGAGAGAAUGAGUGAGAGAGCGAGAGACGGAAAGAGGAGAGUGUCAAUGGACGAAUGAGGUCAUGUAGCGUCGAGGUUCAAUUCAGCCCCAAGUCUGACUAGCCUGCAGGGUGUCUCCUAGUGCAGUUCCCCCUAGGCUUAUUAUGCAACCAUCCACAGGAUAUGAUCAGUGCAGAGGGGAUAAGCCCGGAUGAGAGGAGUAAAAAUAGAGGGUUUACAUCCAAAAUAAUAACAGGAUCUGGACAAAGCAAAGAUCCAAUGCGAUGGUGGAUGGAGAGCAGAGGGGACCAUCUGGUUGUGUAGACUAGGUGAGCUGUAUACCCCUGGCCCCUCCCACAGGAACCUACCUGGCUGUGUCAGAACAUGUCAAAACGCCUUUAUUACCCCCCAAUAAGCUCACACUAUAUGCUUAGUGGGCUUUUUCAUUGUACUGGCUCCAGGUCUGGUUUUCUGAAUGAAUCCCUCCUCAACCCACUCCCUCAGACUCUUACUCUGUUGUGUUCCUCUCUUUCUCUCUCCAGACAAAGACAGGCUCCCUGGUCAUUCUCAGGACGGGUCACCUCAGAGCACAGCGUCCACUAAGGUGAGUCCUGCUGUUGAAGUGUUUUACACAUUUAAAACACACACAGGGGCAAAAAGGAAGAGUCACCACUAUAGGUAGCGGUUCAUGCUUCAAGUCAUGUCAGUGUGUGGUAUAUUUAAGGAAUAAGGCCCGAGGGGGUGUGGUAAAUGGCCAAUAUACCACGGCUAAGGGCUGUUCUUAGGCAUAUACCCUUAGCCGUGGUAUAUUGACCAUAUACCACAACCCCCCGAGGUGCUUUAUUGCUAUUAUAAGAUGGUUACCAACGUAAUUAGAGCAGUAAAAAUAAAUGUUUUGUCAUACCCGUGGUAUACGGUCUCAUAUACCACGGCAUUCAGGACUCGAACCACCCAGUUUAUAAUAUUCGCCUUAGCAUCUCCAAGUAGAGAGAUGGAUGUCUGGAACUUUAGAUCCAAUUCACUGAUGUUCCUUCCCAGCCCUUGGUUUUCCCUGGCUGAGUGGAGCUAGUCUCCCCAUGGGGAUAUGCUAGGUAGACUGGCUGAGUGGAGCUAGUCUCCCCAUGGGGAUAUGCUAGGUAGACUGGCUGAGUGGAGCUAGUCUCCCCAUGGGGAUAUGCUAGGUAGACUGGCUGAGUGGAGCUAGACUCCCCAUGGGGAUAUGCUAGGUAGACUGGCUGAGUGGAGCUAGACUCCCCAUGGGGAUAUGCUAGGUAGACUGGCUGAGUGGAGCUAGUCUCCCCAUGAGGAUAUGCUAGGUAGACUGGCUGAGUGGAGCUAGACUCCCCAUGGGGAUAUGCUAGGUAGACUGGCUGAGUGGAGCUAGUCUCCCCAUGGGGAUAUGCUAGGUAGACUGGCUGAGUGGAGCUAGACUCCCCAUGGGGAUAUGGGAUAUUCAAUGUUAAUUAGUUUUUCCCUCUGCCUUUCUCUUGAAGACUAAAGCGGUACUGACUUGAGUGCAAGUGUAGUCACUUAAAAAUAACUGUCACAACACUCUUCUGCUGACAGCCUGAUGGAGUUGUUGAUAGAAUAAUUUGGUAAUGACUAGUUAUUACACCCCAGAACUGUGUGAAAUGGGUUAGAAUCAUAAGACUAUAAUCUGAUAAUGUGUGUAGCUUAGUUAGAAGUACAAUGAGACAGUUGUCUUAUUUUUGUAGUUAGGCAUGCAGAAGGGCAAAACGAUUGAAACCAAUAACAGGAGACCAGUUUCAAAAACAGAUGUCCCCACACAGGGAAAGGGAGUGAAAGGCUUGCAGAAUAUUGUGAGAACAGCGAUAACUAUGUAUGGGAAUAGAGAAAAACUGCAGCCUGCCCGAGCAAGUAGUAGACUAUGAUAAGAAUGUGUGUGUGUGUGUGUGUGUGUGUGUGUGUGUGUGUGUGUGUGUGUGUGUGUGUGUGUGUGUGACCUGAUGGUCAGGACAGCAGAGGAUAACCACAUGAGCUACCCGAGUGGCGCAGUGGUCUAAGGCACUGCAUCGCAGUGCUAACUGGUGCCACUAGAGAUCCUGGUUCGAAUCCAGGCUCUGUCGCAGCCGGCCGUGACCGGGAGACCCAUGGGCGGCGCACAAUUGGCCCAGCGUCGUCCAGGGUAGGGGAGGGAAUGGCCGGCAGGGAUGUAGCUCAGUUGAUAGAGCAUGGCGUUUGUAACGCCAGGGUUGUGGGUUUGAUUCCCACGGGGGGCCAGUAUAAAAAAAUAUAUUUAUUCACUAACUGUAAGUCGCUCUGGAUAAGAGCGUCUGCUAAAUGACUAAAAUGUAAAAUGUAAAUGUAAGCUAAACCCAGGUGUGAGCUUACAAGAUGUGUACAGUGGAAAAUACAGCCGCCUAAAGCGGAGUGGGAUUUUUCCUCUGACGUAUGUGUAUAAAAAUAUUGUGUGCCCAUUUUGGGACAGAGCGCUCUCUGAAUAAAUACUGAUCAUUGCAGAAAGGGGGCUUUGUUUAAUUCAUUAUUUAAUUAGAGAUUUACAACCUCUGGGAAUUAUUCAAAGAUUUGAGAAGUAGUUGACUUCAACCAUUGAGAUGACAAAAUUCUCGUGAUAGUUGUUUAACAUGCUCCUCCCACCCCACUGUGUCUGUCUUUAUGUGGGUCUGUGUGGGUCUGUGUCAGUGGGUCAGAUAACCUAUGGUCAGAGAGCAGAUGGAAAACAGACUGACACCGCCCAUGGGCAAGUAAACUAGACUAAGAGCACUGGCCGUGCUGAGUCUACAUGCAGGCCACUAGGAAUACCUAGAGACUAACCAGGCCUGGGCCAGAUGACCGUGAGACCUAGCAGCGGCGCCAACUGGCCAGUAAUCCUAGAGGUAGAGAGGCCCAUGGGCAGGUGUAACCUAGAUAGCAGCCAUGGGCGUUUAAUCCAGUAUGAUAGAGUUCAACCCCUGGGCCAGAUAAAAGAUCUAAGAUAUACUUCACAGAUAAACUAAGUCGCUAUGGUCAGCAGGUCUGGGCCAAAUAACUAGAGACAGCACAGCCACUGGCCAGAUAACCUAGAGCUAGCACAGCCCACUGGGCCAGAUACACCUAGAGCCUAGCAGCAGGCCCACUGGGCCAGAAACCUAGAGACUAGCAGCAGGCCCACUGGGCCAGAUAAACCUAGAGACUAGCAGCAGGCCCACUGGGCCAGAUAACCUAGAGACUAGCAGCAGGCCCACUGGGCCAGAUAAACCUAGAGACUAGCAGCAGGCCCACUGGGCCAGAUAACCUAGAGACUAGCAGCAGGCCCACUGGCCGAUAACCUAGAGACUAGCAGCAGCCCACUGGGCCAGAUAACCUAGAGACUAGCAGCAGGCCACGGGUAGUACUCCAGACCAGUGCAGCAUGCCAAAUGGUGAAGUAACUAGCAUCUCACCAGCACCCACUGUGCCAUGUCCUAUUACUCACAGCCAUGGUAUCCUGAUGCCACCAUGUGAAUACAUAGAGCUAGCAGCAUGGCCCACUGGCCAAUACACCUAGAGCCUAGCAGCAGCCCACUGGCCGAUACACCUGAUGACUAGACAGCAGCCCACUGGCCAGAUACAAACUAGAGACUAGCAGCAGGCCCAUGGCCAAUAAACUAGAGACUGCACAGGCCCCAUACUGAUAUAGGGCCUGAUCCACCUAGAACAUAGCAGCAGCCACUGGGCCAGAUACAAACUAGAGGACUAGACAGGCCCCUGGGCCAGAUAACUGAGACUAGAGCAGCCCAUGGGCCAGAUAAACCUAGAGACUACAGCAGGCCACUGGGCCAGAUAAACCUAGAGACUAGCAGCAGGCCCACUGGGCAAUAAACCUAGAGACUAGCACAUGCCCACUGGGCAGAUAACUAGAGCUAGCAGCAGGCCCACUGGGCAGAUAAACCUGAGACUAGAUCACCCACUGGGCCGAUAAACUAGAGACUAGCAGCAGGCCCACUGGGCCGAUAACCUAGAGACUAGCAGCCAGCCACUGGCCAGAUAACCUAGAGACUAGCAGCAGGCCCUGAUGUCCCAGCCAUACUGAAACAUAGAGUGCUGAUGCAUCCAGCCAUUGAUACGAUAGAGUCAUGCCUGAUGCCCACCAUACUGAAUACAUAGAGCUGCCUGAUGCUCCACCAUACAGAAUACAUAGAGCUGCCUGAUGCUCCACCAUACUGAAUACAUAGAGCUGCCUGAUGGCCCACCAUACUGAAUACAUAGAGCUGCCUGAUGCUCCACCAUACUGAAUACAUAGAGCUGCCUGAUGGCCCACCAUACUGAAUACAUAGAGCUGCCUGAUGCUCCACCAUACUGAAUACAUAGAGCUGCCUGAUGCUCCACCAUACUGAAUACAUAGAGCUGCCUGAUGCUCCACCAUACUGAAUACAUAGAGCUGCCUGAUGCUCCACCAUACUGAAUACAUAGAGCUGCCUGAUGCUCCACCAUACUGAAUACAUAGAGCUGCCUGAUGCUCCACCAUACUGAAUACAUAGAGCUGCCUGAUGCUCCACCAUACUGAAUACAUAGAGCUGCCUGAUGCCCCCACCUACUGAAACAUAGAGCUGCUGAUGCUCCACCAUACUGAAUACAUAGAGCUGCCUGAUGCUCCACCAUACUGAAUACAUAGAGCUGCCUGAUGCUCCACCAUACUGAAUACAUAGAGCUGCCUGAUGCUCCACCAUACUGAAUACAUAGAGCUGCCUGAUGCUCCACCAUACUGAAUACAUAGAGCUGCCUGAUGCUCCACCAUACUGAAUACAUAGAGCUGCCUGAUGCUCCACCAUACUGAAUACAUAGAGCUGCCUGAUGCUCCACCAUACUGAAUACAUAGAGCUGCCUGAUGCUCACCAUACUGAAUACAUAGAGCUGCCUGAUGCUCCAUACAUAGAGCUGCCUGAUGGCCCACCAUACUGAAUACAUAGAGCUGCCUGAUGCUCCACCAUACUGAAUACAUAGAGCUGCCUGAUGGCCCACCAUACUGAAUACAUAGAGCUGCCUGAUGCUCCACCAUACUGAAUACAUAGAGCUGCCUGAUGCUCCACCAUACUGAAUACAUAGAGCUGCCUGAUGCUCCACCAUACUGAAUACAUAGAGCUGCCUGAUGCUCCACCAUACUGAAUACAUAGAGCUGCCUGAUGCUCCACCAUACUGAAUACAUAGAGCUGCCUGAUGCUCCACCAUACUGAAUACAUAGAGCUGCCUGAUGCUCCACCAUACUGAAUACAUAGAGCUGCCUGUUACGCUAGUGACGCUACAUUAACUAUGGUCUCUGUUUCAUCAUAUCAUCUCUAACAAACAAACCUCUUAAACUAUUCCGGAACAUCUUAGAACUGUUCAAACGCUGUCAAGCAUCUGAUGCCAGUUGUGUUAGUAAAUAUUUGCUGUAUACUCUGGGUAUGAUCAUUCUUUUGAUCGGAUUGACAUUUAGACAACUGUUUGAAACUAGCCAGACACUUUCUGAAGCUUUAUCCUCCCAGAGAUCUGAAGGCCCACACUGCACGGUACCUCCCUUGGAGAUCGUGUGUGUGUGUGUGUGUGCGUGCGUGUACACACCAAUAAACCCUCUGUGAUGAAAGUAGAUUUUUUUUUUUGUGAGAGUCCUGCGACCCCCUCCAUCCCUCUGUUUGAUCUGGUCACGACAGGCAUUCAGGCGGUGUGUUCUCCACCCCUCUCCCUGGUUUAGAACCCAUAACCUUAGACAAGAUCAAAGAGCUCUGCCGUUAGUAAACUCAUUUUAAUGGGAGACCGUGUAGGUUCAAUAAACACUCUUGCUUUUGGGAGUUAUCCUUAGGAGAACACAGACACACACAGGCACCAGGUCUCACAGGGUAACUGCUCAGGCUUAUACAUACUCUACCAGUCAAAGGUUUGGACACACCUACUCAUUCAAGAGUGUUUCUUUAUUUUUACUAUUUUCUACAUUGUAGAAUAAUAGUGAAGACAUCAAAACUAUGAAAUAACACAUAUGGAAUCAUGUAGUAACCAAAAAAGUGUUAAACAAAUCAAAAUAUAUUUUAUAUUUGAGAUUCAUCAAAUAGCCACCCUUUGCCUUGAUGACAGCUUUGCACACUCUUGGCAUUCUCUCAACCCGCUUCACCUGGAAUGCUUUUCCAACAGUCUUGAAGGAGUUCCCACAUGCUGAGCACUUGUUGGCUGCUUUUCCUUCACUCUACAGUCCAACUCAUCCCAAACCAUCUCAAUUUGGUUGAGGUUGGGGGAUUGUGGAGGCCAGGUCAUCUGAUGCAGCACUCCAUCACUAUCCUUCUUGGUAAAAUAGCCCAGGUGUGUUGUGUCAUUGUCCUGUUGAAAAAUAAAUAACAGUCCCACUAAGCCCAAACCAGAUGUGAUGGCAUAUUGCUGCAGAAUGCUGUGGUAGCCAUGCUGGUUAAGUGUGCCUUGAAUUCUAAAUAAAUCACUGACAGUGUCACCAGCAAAGCACCCCCACACCAUAACACCACCUCCUCCAUGCUUUACAGUGGGAACUACACAUGCGGAGAUCAUCACAAGGCCUGAUUCACACAGUCCCCUCUGAACAAUUGAUGUUGAGAUGUGUCUGUGACUUGAACUGUGAAGCAUUUAUUUGGGCUGCAAUUUCUGAGGCUGGUAACUCUAAUGAACUUAUCCUCUGCAGCAGAGGUAACUCUGGGUCUUCCAUUCCUGUGGCGGUCCUCAUGAGAGCCAGUUUCAUCAUAGCGCUUGAUGGUUUUUGCGACUGCACUUGAAGAAACUUUCAAAGUUCUUCAAAUGUUCCGUAAUGACUGACCUUCAUGUCUUAAAGUAAUGAUGGACUGAUGUUUCUCUUUGCUUAUUUGAGCUGCCAUAAUAUGGACUUGGUCUUUUACCAAAUAGGGCUGUCUUCUGUAUACCCCCCCUACCUUGUCACAACACAACUGAUUGGCUCAAAUGCAUUAAGAAGGAAAGAAAUUCCACAUUUUUAAGAAAUGCAUUCCAGGUGACUACCUCAUGAAGCUGGUUGAGAGAAUGCCAAGAGUGUGCAAAGCUGUCAUCAAUGCAAAGGGUGGCUACUUUGAAGAAUCUCAAAUCUAAAAUAUAUUUUGAUUUGUUUAACACUUUUUGGGUUACUACAUGAUUCCAUAUGUGUUAUUUCAUAGUUUUGAUGUCUUCACUAUUAUUCUACAAUGUAAAAAUAAAGAAAAACCCUUGAAUGAGUAGGUGUGUCCAAACUUUUUUUUACUGGUAGUGUAUCUGGGAUGCUUAGGGUUUCUUUAUGAUGUGUUCUUAAAGGCUGGACAUUGAAGUGGGACUGGGAGAGAGAGAGCCUGGCUGCGUUUACACAGGCAACCCCAUUCUGAUUUCUUUCCACUAAUUGAUAUUUUGGCCAAUCACAUCAGAUCUUUUCACAUCAUAUAUUUUUUAGAGCCCCACUCACUCUCUUCCUGGUUGCCCUCCAUGCUUGGCUUUGUGAUCCCCCAUUUUCAUAUAUUUUUCUAUUUUCUUCUUCUUGGAGGAUGGAGGGUCACUAAUGCGACUUCACUUGCUUCCUCUCUCCAGAAUGAGCGUAUUUAAUCAAGCGUAGCCAGCUCUCCGCUUCCCCAGUCCUCUAGCUAGCCCCUUAAUGUACAAUAGGAAAUGAGGAUUGAGCGAUGCAGAGGGGGAGAGGUUGAAAGAGAGAGAGACGGCGAGAUCCAGCAGUAUAGAAGCAAUGAUCGAAGUUGGCCUCGUUUCUCCCUGUCUUAGUCUCUGACAUGCGGCUGCUGCCAUCGCUGUGGGGUCAGUCUAUUAUACCCAGUGGGGAGGGAGGGAUAAUAUUGCUUGGCUGGCUGAUCUCUCUCUCUACUAUAGAUGGUUAGUUGGAGCUCUGCUAUGUGAUUUGAUCACAGUACUUUAUGCAAUGCAAACGUCUCAUUUUGUUUUGGCUAUUUCUCUGUGGGCUUAUUUAAACUUUUCCCAUGAUGCACAGCUGAAACCUAAAAGGAGGGAAAGCUCCACUUAGAUACUGACCAGAGCACUGUGUGUGUUUUGGACUCUCUGGGUAUGACCACACUGUUUGAGGGGAACACUCAUAUCGAAUCACUGGCAAUGAUAGCAGAGGGGACAAUGCAGAAGUACUUUAUGCUUUUAAAAAGUUAGGUUUUUUGUUUUAAAUUGAACUUAAAAUAGACUUAAAUUAAUAUGAAAUAAACUAAGCUUAUGUUCAGUAUUCAGAAAUCCUUUCUUCAGACAGUAGAGUAACCAGGCCACCAUCUCUCUCUUUCUCCCCAGGAGGUGGCUCAUAUCCUGGAGGGGGACCGCGAGGAGGGCCUGCCCUCCAUCGAUGAGACCCCCAAGACCCUGGAUGACUUCCAGGAGCGCCGAGCGCUGGCCAUCGCAGCCAAGGCCCGGGAAAUAGAGAAGGUACCUAACACAGCCAUGUCUCAGGCGUGGUUAGGCCACAUUCAUGCUUCAGUGUAUUUGUCAUAUGUAUAAUAAUACAGUGAAAUGCUUUCUCAAAAGAGACUUUGCCAUAAUCAAUCAGGUCAUGUGGUCAGGAAAAGCUUGAAAAACAUUAGUGUAAUUAGGGCCUGGAGUUUUUCCUUAUCCUGUUAGCUGUCAGCUAAAAAUUCCUGGGCAGAGUCAUGGUUUCAUAUCAGUGUGUUUCUGUAGCUAGUACCCUGGCUCCCUCCUGCAUUACUGCAAAUAGCCAGACACCCAUACAUACAUACCAGGUUUAUAUACCACCAGCCUAGCUCAGCCCAGGUUUAUAUACCACCACCACCAGCCUAGUUCAGCCCAGGUUUAUAUACCACCACCACCACCGCAGCCCUAGUUCACCCAGGUUUAUAUACCCACCACCCACCAGCCAGCAGCCUAGUUUCACAGCCCAGGUUUAUAUACCACCACCAGCCUAGUUCAGCCAAGGUUUAUAUACCACCACCACCCACCUAGUUCAGCCCAGGUUUAUAUACCACCACCACCACAGCCUAGUUCAGCCCAGGUUUAUAUACCACCACCACCAGCCUAGUCAGCCCAGGUUUAUAUACCACCACCAGCCUAGUCAGCCCAGGUUUAUAUACCACCACCACCAGCAGCCUAGUUCAGCCCAGGUUUAUAUACCACCACCACCAGCCUAGUUCAGCCCAGGUUUAUAUACCACCACCCACAGCCUAGUUCAGCCCAGGUUUAUAUACCACCACCACCACCAGCCUAGUUCAGCCUAGGUUUAUAUACCACCACCACCUAGUCAGCCCAGGUUUAUAUACACCACCACCACAGCCUAGCUCAGCCCAGGUUUAUAUACCACCACCACCACCAGCCUAGCUCAGCCCAGGUUUAUAUACCACCACCACCACCAGCCUAGCUCAGCCCAGGUUUAUAUCACCACCACCAGCCUAGCUCAGCCCAGGUUUAUAUACCACCACCACCACCAGCCUAGUUCAGCCCAGGUUUAUAUACCACCACCACCAGCCUAGUUCAGCCCAGGUUAUAUACCACCACCACCACCAGCCAGUCCCUAGUUGAAGCCCAGGUUUUAUCUACCACCACCACCACCGCCUAGUUUCAGCCCAGGUUUAUGAUACCACCUACCACCACCAGCAGCCUAGUUCAGCCUAGGUUGUAUAUAUACCACCACCAGCAGCCGGUUCAGCCCAGGUUUAUAUUACCACCAACCACAACCAAGCCUAGUUCAGCCUAGGUUAUAUUUCAUACCACCACCACCUUCAGCCUAGGGUUUAUAUACCACCACCGCCACCAGCCUGCUCAGCCCAGGUUAUAUACCCACCACCCGCCUAGGCGCAGACCCAGGUUUAUAUACCAACCACCAGCCUAGCUUCAAGGCCCAAAGGUUUAUAUACCACCACCAGCCUAGCUCAGCCCAGGUUUAUAUACCACCACUACCACCAGCCUAGUUCAGCCCAGGUUUAUAUAACACCACCCAGCCUCCCACCACCCAGCUCACCCAUGGUUUUCCCUUAGGUCUUAACUGUUCCUUACUCGUUCUAUCCCUGCACAGCAGACAUGUACGACCCAGGAAAAUGCCUUUUCAAUUUGAGAAUGAAAAUGCAGGCAAGGGGGGAGAUAGAAAGCACCCGAGGCGUGUGUGUUUGUGUGUGUGUGGUGUGUGUGUGUGUGUGUGUGUGUGUUAUCCAAUGCGCCCAGUGAGCUAAUGAAGGCCAUCUCUGCUGUUUUACUGAGCUCAUUAAACCUGAGAUAGCUCUCUACCCCAGGAGGACACUAACACACACAGAGCCCUUCUGUGGAGCUGCACCUCAGAACAUGGCUGUUACAACAGUGCUGACACGGCAGCUUCCUAAACGUUUUAUGCCCUCUUCCCUCAGAGAAAAAAGUUUGAGGGGGCCAUAGUAAGGAUCGUGUUGUUAAACAUAGCUCUCCUCUAGGUCUGGUCAGAGAACACAUCUGGUCAGCUCUCCUCUAGGUCUGGUCAGAGAACACAUCUGGUCAGCUCUCCUCCAGGUCUAGUCAGAGAACACAUCUGGUCAGCUCUCCUCCAGGUCUAGUCAGAGAACACAUCUGGUCAGCUUUCCUCUAGGUCUAGUCAGAGAACACAUCUGGUCAGCUUUCCUCUAGGUCUAGUCAGAGAACACAUCUGGUCAGCUCUCCUCUAGGUCUAGUCAGAGAACACAUCUGGUCAGCUCUCCUCCAGGUCUAGUCAGAGAACACAUCUGGUCAGCUCUCCUCUAGGUCUGGUCAGAGAACACAUCUGGUCAGCUCUCCUCCAGGUCUAGUCAGAGAACACAUCUGGUCAGCUCUCCUCUAGGUCUAGUCAGAGAACACAUCUGGUCAGCUCUCCUCCAGGUCUAGUCAGAGAACACAUCUGGUCAGCUCUCCUCUAGGUCUGGUCAGAGAACACAUCUGGUCAGCUCUCCUCUAGGUCUAGUCAGAGAACACAUCUGGUCAGCUCUCCUCUAGGUCUAGUCAGAGAACACAUCUGGUCAGCUCUCCUCUAGGUCUGGUCAGAGAACACAUCUGGUCAGCUCUCCUCUAGGUCUAGUCAGAGAACACAUCUGGUCAGCUCUCCUCUAGGUCUAGUCAGAGAACACAUCUGGUCAGCUCUCCUCCAGGUCUAGUCAGAGAACACAUCUGGUCAGCUCUAGGUCUAGUCAGAGAACACAUCUAGCAUUAAAUUCAUAAUAAGAUGUAAUGUUUAUGUUGAAAGCAAUACCUUUAUGUGUCACAUUGAAGUUUGUCUUGAUCUCACUGCAAACUGACAGUGAGAUAGAUGGACGGUAAUAUUUCAAUAGAAAGCUCCUUUUUGUGUGGUUGAAGCGUAGGCUUGUAUUUGACGUGAUGUGCUGUCAGAGAACGCAAAAGAGAUGUCCCAAACCAGUACUUCAAAACCUAUUGUUCAGUCCUCUUUCUAUCUGAAUAAAGAAGCAUUGCUUUAGAGAAACUAUUCCUGAGAGCACUGGGCCUCUCCUCAACAGCAUCUGUUUUUAUCCUCUGAAUUUUUUCACUUUGCUGCUCUUUUCCAAACCAAGUGAUUGAAGUGUUUGUUUAUGUCCUCAGAUCAUGCAUAGUUACGCGACACGGCAUGGAAUCCUUUCAAGAAACAACCCCCCUUAUUUCACAUUAGAAAGGUCUGUGAAGUGAAAUGAGGCUCUCCUCUGCAGUAAUGGUUAACCGCUCAACAAGUGUCAACCAGAUGUCAACCGCACACACACACACACACACACACACACACACAAAGAUAUGUUUAUUUCCCCUCCACAAUCUGGUCUAGCCAUCUCCUCCACUGUACGCUUAGCCUAUACUGGCAGCCUCAACCCUCUACGUUUUCCACAUACCUCCUGUAGUCCCAUAUAGCCUACAUACCUCCUGUAGUCCCAUAUAGCCUACAUACCUCCUGUAGUCCCAUAUAGCCUACAUACCUCCUGUAGUCCCAUAUAGCCUACAUACCUCCUGUAGUCCCAUAUAGCCUACAUACCUCCUGUAGUCCCAUAUAGCCUACAUACCUCCUGUGUGUGUUUGUAGCUAAGUGAAAUUGGACUAAAUUCCACCUCCAUGGCCUUCUCACAGUAGAGGAGGAGGAGGCAUAUGAAUGGCGCUACAAGCUUAGCUCACUGCCAUGGAGUGGUAGAAAGGCAUGGGUGGCAUUCAGUCUGUAUAGGGCCUAUUCAUCAUCAUCUAGAAUGUGGCACCAGACUAGGGCUGUGUCCCAAAUGGUGCCCUAUUCCCUUUAUAGUGCACUACUUUUGACCAGGGCUCUAUGUAGGGAAUAGGGUGCCGUUUGGGACACAGGUUAUGAGGUAGGCCGUACCCCUCAUAACCUGGAAAGCCGGUAGCAUGUUUUGAUUUAAUAGUGACCCUUUAAGCUCCAAAGCCACAAUGUGUGGCCUCUCCUCCUCCUCAGCCCCCAGGCUCUAAUCAGAGAGGGGCUGUGGACCCUGUCUCCGUGUCCCGGCUGGGUCCCCUCCCUGUCCUUCCGGUGUACGGUAUCUCUCUGAUCCACAGCCCAGAGAUCAGGCCCUGCACUCCCACCAGUCAACGCCUCCGUGCUCAAAGCAACAGCCACCCACACCUCCAGUGGUCAAGAGCAACUUCCUCCUUGAUUGGGUAA
This is a messenger RNA of Coregonus sp. 'balchen', 22228 nucleotides long. The record is from the annotation of a GenBank genome assembly. Lineage: Eukaryota; Metazoa; Chordata; Actinopteri; Salmoniformes; Salmonidae.